AUGGAGAUCAACGGAGAAAUGAGGGUGAAACAAUCGACCACUUCCGUUGCCAUAAUGCGUGAGAUUGUAGGCAACAAAAGGCUUUCUGACGUGUCGGACGAGGUGGCGGCCCCGCCCAAGCGCAAGAACCUCACCCAUGCUGUGAUGAGUGAGCGGUAUCACGCCGGCGGUGUGGUAGAGGGCGACUCUGUCACCGUCGCUGCUGCUCGUCAAGAGCUUGCCCGCAUCCAGAGAGAUCACCGGUCAUUGCGGCGUAAUGAUGAGGAGCCGAGUCAGACACCCCGACUGAGCGAGUUGCUUCGUCGGCAAUCUAAGGGCCGAGAGGAUGUCGAAGGAGACGACCAAAGUAGCGAUGAUGACCGGAGCAAUUCCCGCUCCGAGCCAGGCAUCGCAGUAGCAGAAGGGCCUGUACCGGAAGAGCCUAUCGAACAGCGAGGGAAGCGAGGCCGGCCUCGAAAACAGCCCCCUUCCGAUCCGACUCUUCGCCGUCCGCCUGGCCGACCACGGAUACAUCCCCUUCACAAUCCAGCUGCUCCUCGCCGCCCACGUGGCCGUCCUCGCCGUGUCACUCGUCCAGAACCUUCUCCAGCGCCCCUACGCAGCCAAAUUCGCCAUGGUCGCCCACCAAAGCCGAGACAACCAGUAGGCCGUCCUCGCAAAAUUCCGGUCAAUGACCCGCCGCCGGUCCCGCCCCGCGAUUUCAACGAACCGCCUCCUAAAUACACGGGCGAUCUGCAGGGAUCUCCGCUUUGCAAAAACGAUCUAAAGGCGGAUGGAGUUUGCAAACGCUGUCACCAAAAGGAUGACAAGAAGCGGGCUGACGAACCUUUCCUUUACUCCGCCGAGAACCACCUGGACUUUGGAGAGAUGCCAGACUCUCUACCCAUCCUCCAUCCCGCCGAAGAGAUGGUUAUCUCGCGGGUCCACGUUGCAGUCAACGUGUUUACGGUCCGGGGCCAGCAGUACAAAUAUCGCGGCCAUGUUGUUCAUUUCCUUCGCGACGUAGGCAAGGUCUAUGACGAACUUCCAUUGCUGCCCAAGGAUUUGGAUAUCGUGAUUCUGCGUCCGAGCGGUUCUGAAGCCGAUCCCGCGAUGGACCGACAGUUUCGCAAGCGAUUUCGCAUUCGCCGCCGAGUGGUGGCUACCUGGCUCCGUUUCCUGUCACGCAACCAUCCUGGCUACAAAGGCUUUCUCCUUAGCGAAUCAAAUCUAAGCCAGCUACCCGAAGACGAGUCCAUCUUCGAUCAACUUACCAUCCACGAAGUGAGCAGCUGGGAAGACCUAGAGCCCGACCAGGGCCCAGUCGACGGUGACAGGCCGGAGAACGAGGAUGGGCUGGGGUUCGAUGAAGCAGCUGUACCCAACGUGCUGGUCAAGGAUUCGGAAUUCGCCCUGCUGCAGGGCGGACUCGAAAACAACGGCCCGGAGAACCAAGAACGUCCUCCAAUGCAGCAGCAGCAACCGCGCGACGCUCACCACCUUCCAAUGCCUCCCAUCAGAUUCACGCCGAUCAGCGAGUUCAACCGGUCGCAGGCUCUGCUGUCGCUAGCAUGUCCCAGCCUCUACCCACGCGGUCUUGCUGAUUUCAACCAGCCGAGGCAACGCGCCAUCAGCUACUCGGAUUACUUGGCGCAUGCGAUGAAGUGGCAUGACGGGCGUUUUGCCCGCCAUCAUACCUUCCGUUACAUCGCAUUGAACACCCUCAUGCGGCAGCAGGCCUAUGGGCACAGCCGGUUCUACGUCAACAAGCAGCGGUCUACCGUCCUAACCAAGGCGGAGUUACAACAGGCACUGGAGAAUCCCGACCGUCCUGAAGCUCAGGCAAUCCUCAACCAGAUCUCCCGCUUUGCUGGGGCGAUUCAGGGUACGAGACCCUAUUGGUACCGCCGGCGCAGGGAGUGCGAAUCUUUCGCGCACUGUCUGGGCGUCCCCGGCGUAUUCAUCACGUUGAGCCCAGCCGAUCUGCACUGGCACGACCUCUACCGGCACAUGCCGGAAUUCGAGCGGUGGCAGUGUCGGUACGAAUGGCAAGGACGAGGCAGCAGUCAUAACCACGGGCUGUACUGGUUUGAAGAGGGCCCGCAGCAGGCUACCAGCACAGAUGAGGAGAGGGCGAGGUUCGCGCGUUUGUGGGGUUACCACAUCUCGGCGGAAAACCCCCAGCCCCAUCGGAUUGGACAAGGAGGUGAUGGCGGCAACCCACUGAACGUCGACGCACUGCAGACGGAAGUAACAUGGGACUGGCUGGAUCGCGUCCUCAACCGGUGCCAACGGCAUCAUUGCUCGUCCACCUACUGUUUGCGCAUCAACAAACGCGCGGCGGAACUGGCAGAGAAGAACGGCGAGCCGGGCCCCGAACCGGAAUGCCGGUUUCUGUUUCCCCGCCCGCAUCGAGAGGAAGCCGGCUUGGUUAGAAGGCCGGGCAAGACGUGGUGGUCGUUUGAGGCGGUACGGAACGACUCCCACAUGAACCAGUAUAACCGGCUCAUCACGCUCUGCUGGCUGGCCAACACCGACAUCUCGCCGUGCACCGGGAUCGAGGCGGUGAUCAACUACGCCGCCAAAUACUGCAGCAAGACCGAGACCAAGACCAGCACGUACGCCGAGAUCGCCGGGGCCAUAUUGCCACACGUCUCGGACAGGAACCCCAUGCUGUCGUUUGUUUCGAGGAUGAUGAACAAGUUAAUCGGCGAGAGGGAUUACUCCGCACAGGAGACGUGCCACAUCCUCCUCAAGCUACCCCUCUACCAGGACAGCCGCGUUAAUUCUCCGAAGCGGAUGAGGCUGUCCAGACGAAGAAGACGUCGUACGAGAAAUACCUGGAACGGCCUAGUGACAUGGAGGCGGUGUCGUAUUUCAGGUUCCUGGAGACGUGGAACUUCCAAUCGCCAAACCCGGGCAACUGGAGGGAAUGGCGCCCACCCGCUCGGCCCAGGGUGUUGUAUUACUUCCCGCGGUACACGCCGGUCCAUGGGCACGUACAGUUCGAGGACUUCUGCCGGGUCAAGCUUAUGCUGGCACAUCCCUCAUCGGGAAUGCGGCGGCUUUCUAACCCUCGACGGUACCCGUUUCUCAGGCUACGUGGCGGCAUACGAGCACUGCUUGGAGCACCAUGAACAUGAGGAUGACCACUACGGAGAGGCGGAAGCGCCGGAACCCGCGGCUGACGAGGACGAGUUCCGGGCUGUACCCUUCCAGGAAGAUAUCAGUCUCGAAGACUGGCAGGAGCUCGCACGCAUGGUGCCUGAGCUCCAACCAGAACACGAGGAGAUCGACCUACUGACUAGGCGAGAUAUCGACAUCAGGUACGACUGGCAUCCCCACGUCGGCCGGUAUAUCGAUGAACGGUUCGACAGCGGCAAAUACUGGGAUCUUCUCAAAGUCGAGCACCCCAGUAUGGCGGGAGAUGUUGAACACAUUCCUCUGAAGGCCCGGGAUACCCUCAACCGGGAACAGAGGAUCGUGUACGACACUAUUAUGGGCCACCUAGAACGGGAUAACGUACCGCCCAUCCUGUUGCAUGUUGACGGCGGCGGAGGCACUGGGAAGUCGUACAUGCGUGUUUUUGCGGGUGUACGUUACCUCGUCAUCGACGAAAAGAGCAUGCUGGGGCUCAAGACUCUGGGUUGGAUCGAUCGGCGGCUCCGCGAGAUUCUUUUCCGGAAGAAGAAUGACUUUCUUUUUUCGGGCGGAUUGAGCGUCAUUCUGAUCGGAGACUUCUUCCAGCUGCCGCCGGUGCUGAACAAGCCGAUCUAUGCCGAGUACGACAGGUUGAUGAAGGAGAUGGAGGUUGCUGGUCUCAAUGCCUACCGCGCCUUCGAGCACUCGGGUUUUCUUGGAAGACAAUCCAGCGGCAACAUGGGGCGGACCAGGCCGGUCUCCCGGUGCGCGUCCAAUCUCUCACCCAGAGUACAAGCCGGUUUCGCGAACGCCGUACGCAUUUAUCCGACGAGAGAAAAGGUGCGGUCUUAUAAUCAUGACCACAUGGUCGACCUGAACUCUCCGGCCCUCUACGUAGAGGCUACCCACCAAGGCGACGGGGCAAGUAAGGCCGAGUCGAAAGACGCCGGCAACCUGUCGAGCCGCUUCCCGGUAUGCAUCGGCGCCAGAGUGAUGUUGACCAGGAAUAUCUGGAACCCGGUGGGCCUGGUGAACGGCGCCCAAGGCACGGUACACGAUAUCGGCUGGGCGGAAGGGGCGGACCCCCUGCGGGAUCCGCCGUUGGUCAUCAUGGUGGCCCUCGACAAGUAUACGGGGCCGCCGUACUACACAAGAGACGUAGAGCUUCAGGACGGGCAGGGCAGGUUGGUGGUCCCGAUCCUGCAGGUGAGGCAAGACUUCACCCUGAAGAACAAGACGUGCAGCCGCACACAGUUCCCCCUAGUGGUCGCGUACGCUAUCACGGUGCACAAGUCCCAGGGGAUCACGCUGCCCAAGGUGGUGUGCGACAUCUCGGAGCGCGAGUUCGCUUCCGGGUUGUCAUACGUGGCCGUCUCCCGGGGCGUCGAGGCUGGACGGGGUGAUGUUCGACGUACCAUUCGACCGAAGCCGAGUGAACCGGGACCCGCCGACUGCUGCCAUGCAGAGGAAGCUGGCGGAUUACGAGAGGCGUUGGAAGGCUAG
This is a messenger RNA of Chaetomium globosum CBS 148.51, 4623 nucleotides long. RefSeq lists its product as uncharacterized. Lineage: Eukaryota; Fungi; Ascomycota; Sordariomycetes; Sordariales; Chaetomiaceae. The record is from RefSeq and is a predicted model, not a curated record. Gene Ontology annotation, biological process: telomere maintenance; DNA repair. Bases 1 to 4623 code for a protein of 1540 amino acids. Gene Ontology annotation, molecular function: DNA binding; DNA helicase activity. The transcript is spliced from 8 exons.